CCGAGAUUCACCGGCUUCUGCACCAGCAUGGGCUGCGCUCCGUCCAAGAUUGAGGCGCAGGUCGACAUGCCACGCGCCAAGGACGAGGUCUCGACGGCGACGACGGCGACGACGGCCAAGCAGACCAAGCUCGACGGGACGCCGUCGGGGUCGCCGGCGAUCUCGCUGCGCUCGGCGCUCUCGGCCUCGAUCCUAGGAACGCCGCCGGGCUCGCCCAUCGAUGUCAUCGACCUCUUCAACCCGUCGGCGGUCGGCGCUGUGCUCAGCGACCCGCACUUCGUGCGCCUCGUGACGCAGUACCAGCAUGGCGUCGAGGCCACGCUGCACGAGAUUGUGCUGCAGUGGAAGCGCCUCGCCGACGAGCAGGCGCGGGCCAAGUACAUAUUGCGGUCAUUUGAUGUACCCAACCAUGGUCUCGCGCGCGUUCGCACCCUGUACCACCACCGGCGCUACGUCUUCACGCCCGAGCUCGUGACGCUGCUGGCCUCGUAUGGUUGCACUGCGAUCGUCGAGUACCUCCACUCCAAGGAGCCGACCGAGACGGCCACCUUCUUUACUUGCGCGACCAUGGACGCCGCGGCGCAGAGCGGCAAGCUCGGUCUCGUCGAGUUUCUGCACGCCCACCGGACCGAGGGCUGUACCCACCGCGCAAUGGACUAUGCGGCCAUGGGCGGCCACAUGGCGAUCGUCGAGUUCCUCCAUGUGCACCGCUCGGAAGGCUGCAGCGUCGAAGCCAUGAACGGCGCGGCGCGGAAAGGCAACCUCGAGAUAGUGCGCUUCCUCCACGAGAACCGCCAUGAGGGCUGCGACCACUCGGCAGCCGACAGCGCGGCGCUGCAAGGCCACUUGGACGUGGUUCGGUUCUUUUGCGACCACCGCCGCAGCGACAUUGCCAGCGACAGCGCGUUGGCGGCCGCGAUCGAGAAGGGCCACGUGGCCAUCGUCGAGCUCCUCCUUGAGACGUUCCCAUCGGAAGGCAACACACUCAAGAUGCUCUGCGACGCGGCCCGCCGCGGCCACCUCCCGAUCAUCAAGUACCUCUACAAGCAGCGCGCCGAAGCGACGCGGUAUACAUCCCAAGCCAUCUUUUACGCCAACCAGAAGGGCCACACUGGCCUCGUGGCGUACCUGGAAGCCGAGCAGCGCCACCUUGUGAGCCAGCUGGCCUAGUUUUGUACUAGUUAUUUAACCCUCCUCUCAUCGACUAUUUAUUCUUGU
Saprolegnia parasitica CBS 223.65 is the source of this 1218-nucleotide messenger RNA. RefSeq lists its product as hypothetical. Gene Ontology annotation, molecular function: protein binding. Bases 28 to 1170 code for a protein of 380 amino acids. The record is from RefSeq and is a predicted model, not a curated record. The transcript has a single exon. NCBI's taxonomy places the organism in Eukaryota, Oomycota, Saprolegniomycetes, Saprolegniales, Saprolegniaceae.